ACAGCCUCUUUCUGGACCCGCCUCCCGCCCUGGCCUGAGGGCCUCAGUCCUCCGUGCGGUUCGCCCAGGCGCCGGCGCCUCCUCGUCCUGUCCGCUGGCGGAGGGACGCGUGGGGGCCGCUUCCCAGGCGACAGAGGUCCGAACGUCCGCGGGUUCUGACACCACGGUCUCGAGCUGAGGCCGCGGGCUCACGGUGGUGCGGAGAGCUGAAGGGCCUGCUCACCGCCAGAGGGGGCUGAAGGGCCUGUGGAAGCCUGCACGGCAGAGCGGCCCGCGCACGGGGUCUGGGUCAGAGCCUGUGCAUCGUGAAUCGCGAAUCGCGAAUCGCGAAUCGGGGAUCGGGUACUCCCUGCUUUUUCUAGGGACUCUGAUACUUGAUGACCACAAUGAAAAAUAGGAGCCAAGAUGACAUGGUAACUGGCACACUUCCCAAACUCAAGAGCUCCAAAGAAUGGUUGGAACCACAGUCGCUUUCUUUUAUGGAGGCUUUAGCUAAAGAAGAUUCUGAUGCAGCUGUUCAAUCAAUUUUAUAUAGAGAAAAUUAUAUAAUGAAGGAACUAGAUAAGUAUUUAUAUCAUCAUGACUUCUUAAACACAAGAAGAAAAGAGAUGUUGUAUAAAAAAUGGGUUGAACGUGUGGCAGAUCCUCUCCAGAAGAAAAUUGUAGAAAAAGUUCAUUCACAUAAGAACAUUAAAAAGAGGAGACAUCAAGAAUUAGACAAUUUUUUGAAACAUUCAAAUAAGAAGGGAAAUGCAUUUAUAGAGCAUUAUGAUCCAAAAGAAUAUGAUCCUUUUUAUAUGAGCAAAGAGGACCCCAAUUUUCUGAAGGUCGUCAUGCCACCAUUUCGUGACCCCUUGAAAAAAGCCCAAUAUGACAAGGAUAAUGAAAAAAGAACUCUUCUGCAGUGUGAGACUGGCAAAAUCUAUACAAUGAAAGAAUUUAAAGAGAUUGAGAAGGCCCGGUUGCAUUCCAGAUUCCCGAGUAUUUCUAAUUCAAGGCAAAGUAUGACUCCAAAUGAAUGGCUUAAAAUGCCCAUGAGUUAUAUAGAAAGUGAAUUUUGUAAAAGGAGCAGGUUGAAAGUGAAGAUGAAUUUUAAUGCUAAUAGUUUUGAUUUGAGUCCGUUGAAAAGGGUGCCUAAUUUUCUGGAGCUCCUGGAGGAGAAAAUGGUGAUCGUUUACAAUUUCUUGCAGCUUCCGUGGACUCAGGCCGAUUGGCAGAGUGAUGUCAGCUGAGACAGACGCACAUGCUGAGGCAAGACCCGUGGAGGACACGUGAUGUUUGGAGGGUAAAGAUAGGACUCGACCGACAUUGAUGAGGGCUGAGCUAGGGCUUAUAGAGCUAGCUGUGCAACGCUUGUGGGUCUCUU
Messenger RNA from Mastomys coucha (southern multimammate mouse), 1366 nucleotides. It is a transcript of the gene Fam228b, whose product is annotated as family with sequence similarity 228 member B. The record is from RefSeq and is a predicted model, not a curated record. The transcript has 9 exons. The coding region runs from base 378 to 1232 and encodes 284 amino acids. NCBI's taxonomy places the organism in Eukaryota, Metazoa, Chordata, Mammalia, Rodentia, Muridae.